AUGGAUGCACAGCCGUUGACCCGGUCGACCUUUCCCCGCUCCAAGUCAGCAGGCUCCGACACCGACAGACAUGAACCCACCACGGAUCACUCCAAUGAUCAGCCGCAAGUUCGCCGCUCCUGGUCGCUCAAGAGACUGCUGAGCGGACGCAAGAGACGGCCAUAUGCCGUGUUGGAGCGGGAGCCCAAUCGUCUGCGCAAACGCCCCGACACCAAUGAUUAA
Penicillium oxalicum is the source of this 222-nucleotide messenger RNA. RefSeq lists its product as uncharacterized. The record is from RefSeq and is a predicted model, not a curated record. Lineage: Eukaryota; Fungi; Ascomycota; Eurotiomycetes; Eurotiales; Aspergillaceae. The coding region runs from base 1 to 222 and encodes 73 amino acids. The transcript has a single exon.